This is a messenger RNA of Diabrotica balteata, 255 nucleotides long. Lineage: Eukaryota; Metazoa; Arthropoda; Insecta; Coleoptera; Chrysomelidae. The record is from the annotation of a GenBank genome assembly.
AUGAUCCAGGAUAAAUCUGAAGCAUUGAGUUCUUUCGUAGAAGUCAUAGACGGUUUCCUUGGAAACAACGAGUCUCCAAACUAUAAAGAAAUUGUAGCCAACAUGGUCGAAAAUUAUAAAAAACUGGGAUGCAAUUUGAGCGUCAAACUUUAUUUUCUGGAUUUUUUUGGACUAUUUUCCGAAAAUCUUAGAGCUGUCAGCGAAAAUCAGGAAGAGAGGUUCCAUCAAGAUAUAAAGGCGAUGGAGAGACGUUAG